UUAUGGUCAAUGGCCUUAGGGCAUAAUAAGACGUGGCUAUCGUUUUGAUUCAGGCAAAUAAUCUUUCUGAUGUUCCGCGUUAGCAGAAAGGGACCAGAAAGGGACCGAGAGUCUCGCGGGCUUCUUGAAUAUGCCAGGACGGACUACUGAAGAACAUUGUUUACAGUGUAUCAAAGGAGUUUUGAUUUAGGCUAAGUUACUGGUCCUCUUCAUCUCUCCAUUCUACGGUAUUUUUACGCUUGAAUUACAGUGAAUUCUAAUGGGGAAGAACGAUUUCUUGACCCCCAAAGCAAUAGCCAAUCGGAUUAAAGCAAAGGGUCUACAAAAACUGCGAUGGUAUUGCCAGAUGUGCCAGAAGCAAUGCCGAGAUGAGAAUGGCUUUAAAUGUCACUGUAUUUCGGAGGGUCAUCAACGGCAAAUGCAGGUCUUCGGCCAAAACCCCGACAGAUUCGUUGACGGCUAUUCUGAAGAAUUCGAGGCUUCUUUCCUCGAGCACAUAAAGAGAAGCCAUCGAUUCAGCCGCGUGGCUGCUACCGUUGUUUACAAUGAAUACAUUGCUGACCGCCACCAUGUUCACAUGAAUUCCACGCAGUGGGCCACUUUGACAGAUUUUGUGAAGUAUAUAGGCCGUACUGGCAAGUGCAAGGUUGAUGAAACCCCAAAAGGGUGGUUUAUUACCUACAUUGACAGGGAGUCGGAGACGUUGUUGAAGGAGAACCUGAAGAAUAAGAGGGCCCGGGCGGAUUUGGCAGAGGAAGAGCGCCAUGAGAAGGAAAUUCAGGAGCAAAUCGAGCGAGCGGAGAAAAAAACUGCUAAUUCAACAUCAGAUCAUACGCCGGCGCCGGAUUUAGCGAGGUCGGAAAUGGUACCAAAUGGUAAAGUUGCGUUUUCUCUGUCUAAGUCGGCACUGGCUCCUGAAGCUGCUGAAAAGAGAAAAUUUGAGUCUGUCUUUGAAAAAGAUGGGGAGAACCCCGAAAAUUCUAAUUUUGGAGCUGGUAAACCUGAAAAUUCUAACCUUCAUGGUCGAAACUCCGACGACCCUAAUUUUGGAGAACGAAAUCCUAGAAAAUCUCGGUUUGGGGAUUCAAAUCCUAGGGAUAAGAAAGAAAUCAAUGGGGGCAAGGCUGGCGAGGGGGCUGCUGCUCUGGCAGAGCUUAUGAAGGAGCAGGAGCGCGCUAAGGAUAAAAUGAACAGGAAAGAUUAUUGGCUCACUGAAGGAAUUGUAGUGAAGGUCAUGAGCAAGGGUUUGGCUGAGAAAGGAUAUUAUAAACAGAAGGGAGUUGUGAUAAAGGUAAUUGAGAAAUACGUUGGGGAGAUUAAGAUGAUUGAGACUGGCCAUGUUCUGAGGGUUGAUCAGGAGGAACUUGAGACGGUCAUACCACAGAUUGGGGGCACGGUUAAAAUUGUUAAUGGUGCAUACCGGGGAUGCAAUGCUAGGUUGCUUGGUAUUGAUACUGACAAGUUUUGUGCGAAGGUUCAGAUUGAGAAAAGUAUCUAUAACGGGAGAUUGCUGACGGCAAUUGAUUAUGAGGAUAUAUGUAAAAUUGCAUGAAUUCAGAGGUCAAUGGGAGUACUAUGAAAGCACUGAUUGAUUACUGCUCCGACAAGGACAGGUGCUUAAUACAAAAGUUGUCUAGGUUCUCGUUGCUUAUUACUUAUUACCAUGGGGCUGGAUAAACAAGGUCAAUUUAAAUCCUCUUGGCAGUCUCUUGUUAAAAUUAGUACCAUCUUAUGUUUUGCAUUUAAUGUUGGAGAAAGUUCUUGAUCCGUUUCUGAGGUUGGUUUGACAUGAGAAGAAGAAGAAGCAGCAGCAAGGUAUAUUGUUGGAGAUGGAAUAAGUGCAUAUAAGUGGAGCUAUUUAAACAUCAUAGCAUUUGCUGUUUUUAAAUUUUAAGAAAAUGCAGUGGUGCUGGAAUUGUAUCUGAUGUCCACAAAUGCCUUCAUUAGUUGGUUAACUCAAACAUAUCUUCAAUUUCAGGUUUGAGAAUGUCUGUUAUAUGCCGUAAUCCACUUCCAGCCUGGCAUAAUUGCAGUUCAGGACAUGGUUGCAAUGCCAGUGGAUAGUGGGGCACUUAAGGCUCUGUUUAUUCUUUAUAGUAGAUUUUGUCACUCUGAACUGUGUUUUGUGCCAUUUCCUACUAAGAAAGAUGCACAACACCAAAAAAUGUUAAUGUAUGUCAUAUUUAAAUGAGUUCCUCUACGCUGUAGACGUACUGGUUGCAUGGUCUAGUUCUAAAUUGCAGGACUGUGGGGUGUAAGUUGCUGGAUAUGUAAAAUAAGAUCCAAAUAAAUACUCAGAUACAAAAUAUGAAGUGCUACUUGUUCCAUAGA
This is a messenger RNA of Cryptomeria japonica (Japanese cedar), 2331 nucleotides long. Its product is annotated as KIN17-like protein. Gene Ontology annotation, biological process: DNA replication; DNA damage response. The transcript is spliced from 2 exons. Gene Ontology annotation, cellular component: nucleus. The record is from RefSeq and is a predicted model, not a curated record. Bases 260 to 1552 code for a protein of 430 amino acids. NCBI's taxonomy places the organism in Eukaryota, Viridiplantae, Streptophyta, Pinopsida, Cupressales, Cupressaceae. Gene Ontology annotation, molecular function: double-stranded DNA binding.